AUGUGUCCCACAUGUGGCCUACGAAUCCAUGAGGAUGCCUUCACCUUCCUGUCCCUGGCCCUGGAGACGCUGAGACUGCGCAGCAUGGGCCUUUUGGCUGGACCUGGGCCAUCAGACUUCACCAGACUUCACCACUUCAUCGGACCAGCCUUCUUAGCUUGUUUUCCGAUCUUGUCACCUUGGGCGCCACUGGUGUUUUUCUGCAUGAAAGUUCUAGUUUCUGAGCAGCUGCUCAUUCUGGUCUUGCACGCCUUGAUCAUGGCCGGCAUGUCCUUCCAGCUGGAGCUUGCCAAUGAUUUUUGGCCCGAGCUGCACUGUACCCGCAGCGCGGAAUCGUCUGAGACGGCCCCGAAUGUGUGGCAUGAGAUGGCUCGCUGGACGGGAACCGCCUUGGUGUUCUUCGCUGCCGGCGUUUCCAUCUUCUUCGCUCUUGGCAUUUUGGGCGGCUACGUGUACCGAUUUCAUGGCCUGCUGCCUGCUCGCUGGGCGACAUCCCUGUACAAGCCGGACGUGAGGAUGACUCGAUUUGCUGCAGCACCGCAGUCCAUGUCCGAUUAUAGGCACGAAUUCCUACCAGUGGAUGUCAUGGCGACCGAAACCUUGAGUCUUUCGCUCCUCCGACCUGGCCUCGGCAUCGCUGCAUCUAUGGGUUUCUGGCACCAGAAGAUGAGUUACGCAUUCCAGGUGGGUCGAAGGCUGGAGUGGUACUUACCAGCCCUUCCAGAUGACACCAAGACCACCGCAUUCACCUCGGACUGCGUGAGCUGGAUGACAGUGGCGCGGGCGACGGUGCACAACCUCUCCCUUGCCUGGCUGCUGCUGCCCUUUGGCGGGCUGCCAGCCCGCGCAUCUCUGUAUCUGAACGAACGCAACUAG
Molecule: messenger RNA, 876 nt
Organism: Symbiodinium natans
Lineage: Eukaryota; Dinophyceae; Suessiales; Symbiodiniaceae
Source: the annotation of a GenBank genome assembly